This is a messenger RNA of Helianthus annuus (common sunflower), 1011 nucleotides long. RefSeq lists its product as uncharacterized. Bases 1 to 1011 code for a protein of 336 amino acids. Gene Ontology annotation, molecular function: nucleic acid binding; zinc ion binding. NCBI's taxonomy places the organism in Eukaryota, Viridiplantae, Streptophyta, Magnoliopsida, Asterales, Asteraceae. The transcript has 3 exons. The record is from RefSeq and is a predicted model, not a curated record.
AUGAUUAUUGAGGCCAUUGACUUGAGUGUGGCGCUGACCGAAGAAGCAAUCAGGUUAGGCAAAUUCUCGAUAUCUGAAACAAAGAAGAAAGAGACUCAUGUGGAGUCAUCUGGUGAGAACAAGAGAAAAUUUACCAAUUUUAAGAAGGGUACUCGGGCGAACCAUAACAACAAGACUGAUAAGGGAAGAAGAUAUGGAAAAUGUGAUAAUUGUGGCAAAGUGGGCCAUGACAAGGAGACGUGUUGGCGUGGUACUGGACGUGGAAAUGGAGGUCAAGAUGGUAGCGGAAAUCGCGGAGGAAACAACUACAACAACAACUACCAAGGUGGAAAUGGUGACGAUCAAGGGCGUGGUCAAGGGUGUUUUAACUGCGGUGACGUGGGGCAUCUCAGGAAGUAUUUCUCUAAAAACAAUCAGGUACGUGGAAGAGUGUCCAACAUCGGAGCUAGGGAAGCACGCCAGGAUCCAAACGUGGUUACCGAACUAGCUAAUGGGAAGCUGGUAGAAGCCAAAGGAGUGAUUAGAGACUAUGUUAUAGAGCUUGGAGAGCGUGAGUUUUCGAUAGAUCUUCUGCCAGUUGAAUUCGGAAGCUUCGACGUCGUAGUUGGGAUGGAUUGGUUGUCGAGUAAUCGUGCAGAGAUUGUAUGCCAUGAGAAGGUUUUCCACAUCCUGAUGGCGAAGGAAGAGAUGAUCGUGAUUCAUGAGGAGAAGGAGGAUACGCCCCUACGGAUUAUUAGUUGUUUGAAGGCACGGAAGUUUUUGCGUAAAGGAUGUGUUGCUUUCUUAACUCAUGUCGUUGACAAAGAGGCCGAAGAACCGAAGUUCGAAGAUAUCCCCGUGGUAAGGAAAUAUGCUGAAGUCUUCCCCGAAGACUUCCAGGAUUACCUCCUCAACAACAAGUCAGAUCCCACAUUGACUUGGUUCCAGGCGCCGCACCUAAAGCCAAGGCACCCUACCAACUUGCGCCUUCAGAGAUGCAGGAGUUAUCAACGCAGCUUCAGGAGUUGUUAG